Molecule: messenger RNA, 230 nt
Organism: Ambispora gerdemannii
Lineage: Eukaryota; Fungi; Glomeromycota; Glomeromycetes; Archaeosporales; Ambisporaceae
Source: the annotation of a GenBank genome assembly
AUGACAGAAGCAUUCCAAGGCAGACCAGUACUAUCAUUCUUCGUAUUAUAUUCUUGUUUCUUGGAAGGUUUAAAACUAAUAUCGAUUGCGCAUUUAUGUUAUUUAAAGAAGUAUCCGUUUGUGCAAGAGUUUAAUCGUAGUCGUCGUCGUGAAGUCAAGAGUAGUCCCGCGAUGGAUGGAGCCCCAUUUCCGGAUAUUCAAACUGCCAUUCAACGUGCAGUGACAGCCAG